GCCUCUCUCUCCCCCAUUUCAAGUGUGAGUGCUUCACCUUUCCUCCACUUACUACUCUUUGUGAGAGUGAGCCUCUCGCCAUUGUUGCCUCGAUAAGAAGCUUAAUUAGCUCGGAAGCCUUUUCACUUUUCAGCCAUGAGGCUGUCGUCCCUGCUGUUCUUGGUGUGCUUCUUCACUGUCGCCAUGUCGCAAUGCGCGGCGGCGGCGAAGGCGAGGCACUUCAGGUGGGAGGUGAGCAACAUGUUCUGGUCGCCGGACUGCGAGGAGAAGGUGGUGAUCGGCAUCAAUGGCCAGUUCCCCGGGCCGACCAUCCGCGCCAAGGCCGGCGACACCAUCGUCGUCCACCUCAAGAACGGCCUGCACACCGAGGGCGUCGUCAUCCACUGGCACGGCAUCAGACAGAUCGGGACACCAUGGGCGGAUGGCACGGCAUCGAUCUCCCAGUGCGCCAUCAACCCUGAAGAAACCUUCACCUAUCGCUUCGUUGUCGACAAGCCGGGGACGUACUUCUACCACGGCCACUACGGGAUGCAGAGGGCGGCGGGGCUGUACGGGUCGCUGAUCGUGGACGUCGCCGACGGCGACGAGGAGCCGUUCAAGUACGACGGCGAGAUCAACCUGCUGCUCAGCGACUGGUACCACGAGAGCAUCUACACCCAGAUGGUCGGCCUCUCCUCCAACCCCUUCCGAUGGAUCGGCGAGCCGCAGUCAUUGCUGAUCAAUGGGAGGGGCCAGUUCAACUGCUCGCUGGCGGCGGCGCACACGCCGGGCGCCAAGCAGUGCGCCGCCGCCGGCAACCGGCACUGCGCUCCGGUGAUCCUCCCCGUCCUUCCCAACAAAACGUACAGGCUCAGGGUCGCGAGCACCACCUCGCUCGCUUCCCUCAACCUCGCCGUCGGGAAUCACAAGCUGACGGUGGUGGAGGCCGACGGGAACUACGUGGAGCCGUUCGCCGUCGACGACAUCGACAUCUACUCCGGCGACAGCUACUCCGUGCUGCUGACGACGGACCAGGACACGUCGGCGAACUACUGGGUCAGCGUCGGCGUGCGCGGCCGGCAGCCCAGGACGGCGCCAGCGCUGGCCGUGCUCAACUACCGCCCCAACCGCGCGUCCAGGCUGCCGGCGGCGGCGCCGCCGGCCACCCCGGCGUGGGACGACUUCGCGCGCAGCAAGGCGUUCACGUACCGCAUCCUCGGCCGCGCCGGCGUCACGCCGCCGCCGCCGGCGACGUCGGACCGGCGCAUCGAGCUGCUCAACACGCAGAACCGGAUGGGCGGCGGGCACGUGAAGUGGUCGAUCAACAACGUGUCCAUGGUGCUCCCGGCGACGCCGUACCUGGGGUCCCUCAAGAUGGGGCUGAGGUCGGCGCUCCCGUCGGCGGCGAGGCCGUCCGACACGUUCGGGCGCGGGUACGACGUGAUGCGGCCGCCGGCGAACCCGAACACCACGGUGGGCGACAACGUGUACGUGCUCGCGCACAACGCGACGGUGGACGUGGUGCUCCAGAACGCGAACGCGCUGGCGCGGAACGUCAGCGAGGUGCACCCGUGGCACCUCCACGGGCACGACUUCUGGGUGCUGGGCUACGGCGACGGCGCGUUCCGGGGCGACGCCGGCGACGCGGCGGCGCUGAACCUGAGAAACCCGCCGCUGCGGAACACGGCGGUGAUCUUCCCGUACGGGUGGACGGCGAUCCGGUUCGUGGCGGACAACCCCGGGGUGUGGGCGUUCCACUGCCACAUCGAGCCGCACCUCCACAUGGGCAUGGGCGUCAUCUUCGCCGAGGCCGUCGACCGCGUCAGCGAGCUCCCCAAGGCGGCCGUCUCCUGCGGCGCCACCGCCACCGCGCUCAUGGCCGGCGCCGGCGGCCACGUGUGAUCGAUCGUGCGUGCAUUCUCAUGCACGUUGCGCUCUUCUUCUAGUACUAGUUUUGUAACUUUGGUGUUCUUUUUGCUCGUUUUAUCUUAGCCAUUAGCGUGAUUUGCGAUAUGUUGGGUUGGAUUUUGCUUAAGCUUAUAGGAUGAAGAGAGCUAGAUCGCAUGGAGUGUAGUGUCGCUAAUAGUAAUCAGUCUCACUGUUCAUCCAAAAUCAAGCUAAAUGCGAUCAUGACAACCAUUUGCGCGUA
Oryza sativa Japonica Group (Japanese rice) is the source of this 2128-nucleotide messenger RNA. Its product is annotated as L-ascorbate oxidase. Gene Ontology annotation, cellular component: extracellular region; plasmodesma. Gene Ontology annotation, molecular function: oxidoreductase activity; copper ion binding. NCBI's taxonomy places the organism in Eukaryota, Viridiplantae, Streptophyta, Magnoliopsida, Poales, Poaceae. The record is from RefSeq and is a predicted model, not a curated record.